Daldinia childiae is the source of this 2382-nucleotide messenger RNA. RefSeq names its product Transcriptional regulator RFX1. Lineage: Eukaryota; Fungi; Ascomycota; Sordariomycetes; Xylariales; Hypoxylaceae. The coding region runs from base 1 to 2382 and encodes 793 amino acids. Gene Ontology annotation, molecular function: DNA-binding transcription factor activity, RNA polymerase II-specific; RNA polymerase II cis-regulatory region sequence-specific DNA binding. The record is from RefSeq and is a predicted model, not a curated record. Gene Ontology annotation, biological process: regulation of transcription by RNA polymerase II. The transcript has 3 exons.
AUGUCGCAGCAUAACCAGAGACAGAGGACUAUAUCGAGGGCUUCGACCGCCUCGAUCCAUAGCGUCGCGACGCAACCAACCCUCGAUCAGCAAGCCUUAAUGGCGCACCAUGGCGCUUUUACGGAUCAGUGGGUUUCGAACGAUCACGUCCCCUCGAGAGAUAUGUCAUCGGCAGUUCAACCCAUGCCGGCCGGAGAUAUGAUGCUUCGUCCUGCCUCCCAGAUGCCAGUCGGCCAGUCGUUCGCGAUGGGUUCGAGUAUGCACUCUGCCGUCGGGCUUGGCAUGUCAUACGCUCAACAUCCUAACCUGCACCCUGCUGUAUCAGCCGAGACAUUUACUGGAAAUGCGAGCUUUACGGACGCCGAUAGCCAGAUGAUGGAUCGUGACGAGGCCGAUGAGGUUGACUCGCUUGCUGGACCGCCGCGAGGCUCGAAACCCCCUUCGAGCCGCACUAGUGCGAACAAUGAGCUUGAGAUGCGCCAGCUAUUUCAAGCUAAUAAGAGCCGUACCCUUGCGGAUGUAGCAAAGGAGCUUCAUGGUAAUGAGCGUGGCCCUAAUUCUGAGCGCGCUCGCCAGAUCUUCGCUAUGCUUUGGAUCAAUGGGGUCUGUGCGAAGGGUAGAGGUUCCGUACCUCGAGGCCGAGUCUAUGCCAACUAUGCAUCCCGCUGUGCGACGGAGAGAAUAACUGUCUUGAAUCCUGCUAGUUUUGGGAAGCUUGUUCGAGUCCUUUUCCCUGGUCUUAAAACUCGAAGACUUGGCGUCCGUGGAGAAUCAAAAUACCACUAUGUCGAUUUCACUUUACUGGGUGAUCAGCCCAAGUCCAGAGAACCCUCUAUCCAGCCCGCGAUUCCCUUCCCGGAACCGGCCCCCUUUGCGCGUUCUUUGAGUGUCGCGCAGUCCCAAUCCCCUGUAUUGGACGUACAGCAUUCAGCUCUUCCGUCACCUACGCUGGUGCAGCAAUCUGAUACCCCAGCUGGCUCACGCUCGGCAAUCUCCCGAACUCAUAGCUUGUAUAACCAAUGCGAAGUCAAGCAUCUAGAUCAGCUACAUUCAUCUAACUCUAAAACUAUUAUACGCUUAGCAUUUAUAGAGCCCGAGCAUCCUUCCAAAUCAGCCGAGGCCCUCAUUCUACCUAAGAUCGAGCCGUUCUUACCCAAUGGAACGGACCCAGAUGCGGCAAUGUCUCUGACUGCUCUCUACCGAUCUCACUGCACAUCCCUAGUGGAGUGUAUUCGCUAUUGCAAGGAGAAGGCUUUCUUUCAUCUCUACACCUCUUUUCAGGGCACACUCACCAUGCCCGUACAGAAACUCUUCUCUCACCCCAGCAUCGCGCCGUGGAUAGAAGAGUGUGAUUAUGUACUUUACCAACGCAUGAUCCAGAUCAUCUACAGCCUCGUACUACAAGCCAUUCCUCAACCCGUAUUGAACGCGUUCGAGAAAAUAUCGCAGCAAUUAGUCUCACACAUUCGCGAGUCUUUUCAUGGACAGCCGAGACACGUAGUCCAGGCCAAGGAGGCCCCUGCUACUAUAUUCGCGGGUCUGCUUGACCGCACUCUACGAGUUAACCUCACAGCUCAUGCUGCGGCAAAUAUGCUUUCGAUUUCUGCGAAUAGAGAUCAGAUGUAUCUGGAUUGGAUGUCAGGGGUCAGGGUCCGCAAGCUUGCCGAAUGCGUUCCAACUAGAGGAAUGGAUGAUUUAGUUGAUCUCUUGUUUAAUGAAAUCCGAGACCUGAUCGACCCCGUGAACGUCCCUUGGAGUGAAGAGUGUAAAUAUCUUUAUGGGGAGAUAGCGCUCAACAACAGACGAGGCUUACCGUCGUCAAAUGCUUCUAAUGGUAGCUCGGAACACUUCCUUGAACGAUGGGUCGACUUCCUAUUAUCUCUCCAGAAACGAUUCCCCUAUGCCGCGGCAACGGAUAUUGUUUGGUGCGUGCAACGUGUCGGGUUAGAGGUUAUGCGUGAUCUUACCAUGCGCCAGAGCAAUAGUUUUGGAGCGUGGUGGGUGACGAAGUGCUGGCUUGACGAGAUGGUUUCGUUCCUGGCCGAAUACGGCGGUUUCAUGAAGUCGAAGAACUCGCAACCUCCCGUUGGCAGCGAGAUUAAGCCUCCAGUAGAUGGUAACGACGUGACCUUGCGAGGUUCGCGUGUUGGUAGCGAUGAUCAGAGUAUCUCGCAUAUUUCCCAGCCGCAACCAGACCGCGCCCCUUUCCCGUCUCAGCUCGAAGUCAAUGGUACAGACUCCCUCCACAUGUCAGUGAACCACGACGAUAGCGGAAUUGGGAUCAGGACUCCAGAGGAGGACUUUCCUAUGGAAAAAUUCGACUACCAGGAAGGUCAGGACCAGAGCCUACAUUCUCUAAACCUGGAGGAGUCGGUCCAAUAG